Lycium ferocissimum is the source of this 1887-nucleotide messenger RNA. RefSeq lists its product as uncharacterized. Gene Ontology annotation, molecular function: S-adenosylmethionine-dependent methyltransferase activity. The record is from RefSeq and is a predicted model, not a curated record. Lineage: Eukaryota; Viridiplantae; Streptophyta; Magnoliopsida; Solanales; Solanaceae.
AUGCAGGUUAAGGAGGAACUUGAGAAGAGAGGCUGCCAAGUAAGAACUGGUUGUGAAGUAAAAUAUGCAUCUACAAAUGAAGAAGGUUGUACCAUAGCUUGCAAUGAUGGUGCUAAAGAAGUAUUUGAUGGAUGCAUAAUGGCUGCACAUGCACCAGAUACUCUGAAAAUGUUAGGCAAAGAGGCAAUAGAUGAUGAAACAAGAAUACUGGGUGCUUUCCAGUAUGUCUAUAGUGAUAUUUUCCUUCAUCAUGACAACACAUUCCAGCCUCGCGACCCGGCAGCAUGGAGUGCUUUUAACUUUCUUGGAACCAUGAAUAGUAGAGGAUGUGUGACAUAUUGGCUCAAUAUAAUCCAGAAUCUUGGUGACUCAAAGCUGCCUUACCUCGUAACCCUCGAUCCUCCUCACACAUCAGAGCAUACGUUGCUUAAGUGGAAAACAAGCCACCCAGUCCCGUCAGUUGCUGCAUCAAAAGCUUCAUGUGAGCUACAUCAAAUCCAAGGGAAGAGUGGAAUAUGGUUUUGUGGAGUAUAUCAAGGCUAUGGCUUGCAUGAGAAUGGACAAAAGGUAGGUGUGAUUGCUGCAGAUGGCAUGCUUAGAAGGAAUUGUAGUAUUCUGGGCAACACCAAGCAUAUGGUACCAACUUGGCCUGAAACUGGAGCAUGCCUCAUCGUUACUAGAUUUUUCAAAAUUUUCAUUCAAACAGGAUGCAUAAUCUUGUUAGAAGAAGGAGGUACAAUUUUUACCUUCCAAGGAACAGAGAGGAAAUGCUCUCUCAAAGUUUCUCUUAGAGUUCAUAGUACACUGUUUUACUGGAAGGUUGCAACUCAAGCUGACAUAGGCCUUGCUGAUGCUUUUAUUCAUGGGGAUUUCUGUUUCGUUGAUAAGAAUGAAGGUUUUCUUAGUCUUAUCAUGAUAUUUACUGCCAACAGAGAUUUGAAAGCACCUGUUAAAAGGUCUAGCAAGGAAAGAGGCUGGUGGACACCAGUGCUUUUUACAUCAGCACUUUUUGCAAAAUAUUACAUUCGUCAUGUUUCAAAUCUAAACAUCCUGACUUAGGCUCGUCAUUAUGACCUGAGUAAUGAAUUCUUCUCACUCUUUAUGGAUGAGACAAUGCUAUACUCAUGUGCAAUAUUCAAGAGUGAGGAUCAAGACCUGAAAGAUGCACAGCUGAGAAAGAUUUCUGUUCUUAUUAGAAAGGCAAAAAUUAGCAAGGAACAUCACAUUUUAGAGAUUGGAUGUGGUUGGGGAAGUUUUGCUGUGGAAGUUGUCAAGCAAACAGGAUGCAAAUAUACUGGUAUAACUCUCUCCGAGCAGCAACGGGAGUAUGCACAGUUGAGAGUUGAGCAAGCAGGCCUUCAGGAUCAAAUUACGGUUCUCCUAUGUGACAAUCGCCAAAUGCCAAAUAAGGAAAAAUAUUACAGGAUUAUAUCAAUCGAGAUGAUAGAACAUGUUGGUCACCAAGUGCAUAUAGAACAUGUUGGUCAUGAGUUCAUAGGGGAAUUCUUUACUUGCUGUGUGUCUGCUUUGGCAGAAGAUGGGCUUCUAGUUCUGCAGUUCACUUCAGUGCCAGACGUGAUGUAUGACGAACACAGGCAUAGGCCAGGCUUUAUAACCGAGUAUAUAUUCGCAGGUGGAUGCUUGCCUGCACUAAGUCGAGUAACAUCAGCCAUGGCUGCUGCAUCCAGACUAUGUGUAGUGCACCUGGAAGAGAUAGGAAUUCAUUUCUAUCAGACACUGAGAUGUUGGCAGAAAAACUUCUUGAAAAAUCAAAGCCAAAUUCGUGCUUUGGGAUUCAAUGACAAGUUCAUCAGGGCAUGGGAGUACUACUUUGACUACUGUGCUGCUGGAUUCAAAACGCGCACACUAGGAAACUAUCAACUAUGA